Molecule: messenger RNA, 1331 nt
Organism: Sinocyclocheilus anshuiensis
Lineage: Eukaryota; Metazoa; Chordata; Actinopteri; Cypriniformes; Cyprinidae
Gene: ldhbb
Product: lactate dehydrogenase Bb
Exons: 8
Coding region: 107-1117 (336 amino acids)
Biological process (GO): lactate metabolic process; pyruvate metabolic process
Cellular component (GO): cytoplasm
Molecular function (GO): L-lactate dehydrogenase (NAD+) activity
Source: RefSeq, a predicted model, not a curated record
ACACACCAGCAGCAACAGAUAAACAGGACGCAGGUUGCUGCAUUACAGCAGAUUUCUUCUGAUGCUUGUGUGAUUGACUGAGGAGCAUCUGUGUGCAGUGUUGAGUAUGGCUUCGGUUCUGCAGAAGCUCAUCACUCCUCUCUUCAGAGGGCCGCUUGAGCCGCCGAGGAACAAAGUGACGGUGGUCGGUGUGGGACAGGUCGGCAUGGCCUGCGCCGUCAGCAUUCUGCUGCGGGAGCUGGCGGAUGAGCUGGCGCUGGUGGACGUCGUCGAGGACAAACUCAAGGGCGAGAUGAUGGACUUACAGCACGGAAGCCUCUUCCUAAAGACGCCCAAGAUCGUCUCAGGCAAAGAUUACUCUGUGACGGCUAACUCUCGCGUGGUGGUGGUGACGGCAGGCGUGCGUCAGCAGGAGGGCGAGAGCAGACUGAAUCUGGUGCAGAGAAACGUCAGCAUCUUCAAACACAUCAUCCCGCAGAUCGUCAGAUACAGUCCCAGCUGCAUCCUCAUCGUAGUGUCCAACCCAGUGGACGUUUUGACCUACGUGACCUGGAAGCUGAGCGGUCUGCCCAAACACCGCGUCAUCGGCAGCGGGACCAACCUGGACUCGGCUCGCUUUCGGUACUUGAUGGCUGAGAGGGUGGGCAUCCAUCCCAGCAGCUUCAACGGAUGGAUUCUGGGAGAACAUGGCGACUCCAGCGUUCCCAUUUGGAGUGGUGCAAAUGUGGCAGGAGUCAGUCUGCAGAAACUCAAUCCAGAUAUCGGCAAAGACACGGACAAAGAGAACUGGACAGAAACACACAAAAAGGUCGUGGACAGCGCCUAUGAGGUGAUCCGACUGAAAGGCUACACGAACUGGGCCAUCGGGCUGAGUGUGGCCGACCUGACAGAGAGUCUCAUGAAGAACCUCAACCGAGUCCAUCCCGUUUCCACCAUGGUGAAGGGUAUGUAUGGCAUCGGUGACGAGGUGUACCUGAGCCUGCCGUGCGUGUUGAACAGCGCUGGAGUGGGCAGCGUGGUCAACAUGAGCCUGACCAGCAACGAGAUUUCGCAGCUGAAGAAGAGCGCAGACAUGCUGUGGCACAUCCAGAAAGACCUGAAAGACCUGUACCGCUAACUUCGAAUGUCACCGCUUCGAAUGUGUGAUUGCUGCUUCGGCAAGACAUCCAUGAACGGUUCACUUAUUUUUUUUUUUUUAUAUCCUAGUAGUGUUAUGUUCUUGAAAUCAUCUUUCAAAUGAUUUAUGGGUCUAAAUUUAUGUACGUACAGGAAUAGUUCACUCAAAAAUGAAAUUUGCUGAGAAUGUUCUCACCCUCAGGCCAUCCAAGAUG